Microdochium trichocladiopsis is the source of this 1594-nucleotide messenger RNA. RefSeq names its product RTA1 like protein-domain-containing protein. Bases 140 to 1132 code for a protein of 330 amino acids. Gene Ontology annotation, cellular component: membrane. NCBI's taxonomy places the organism in Eukaryota, Fungi, Ascomycota, Sordariomycetes, Xylariales, Microdochiaceae. The transcript is spliced from 2 exons. The record is from RefSeq and is a predicted model, not a curated record.
UAUCUCCAGCCUGUCUAGUCCUCGCUAGUCUCGUAGGCCAUGCCUCAUAUUCUCUCCAGUGCGGUGCCAGUAAUCUCGAGCCGCCAUCUCUUUCCUUCCGCCGACACGCCUUCACAACAAACUUCGACUCUCUUUACACAUGGUAGACCACUCUGCGGCAGCCGCGCCAGAUGCGGGCGCCUUCGACUUUAAGCUCUACCGCUACGAUUUGUCGCUGCCAGCUGCGAUCGUGGCUGUGGCUGUCUUCCUCAUCCUCUCCCUGCUCCACACAUGGCGCAUCAUCCGCCACCGCUCCCUGUAUUUCACCGCCUUCACAAUCGGCGGUUACUUCCAAGUGGUUGGGUACUGCGGCCGGAUAUGGUCUCACUUCGAUAACAAGGCCCUCGGGGGCUUCAUCAUGCAGGCUAUCCUGAUCCUCGUCGCGCCCGCGCUGUACGCCGCCUCAAUCUAUAUGAUUCUCGGGCGCCUCAUCCGCGCGGUCCACUCCGAGCGCCUCUCCAUCAUCCCACUCAAGUGGAUGACCAAGAUCUUUGUAGCGGGUGACAUCGUCUCCUUCUUCCUCCAGGGCGGGGGCGGCGGCAUACAGGCCGGUGGAACCCUUCAGCUCUACGACCUUGGGGAAAAGAUCAUCAUCGUCGGGCUAUUCGUCCAGAUCGUCAUCUUUGGCUUCUUCCUCGUUACGACCGUGACGUUCCAUGUCCGCCAGCGCAAGGCCAGCAGCCGCAGCGCCAGUUCCGGCGACUUUGCCGUAUCCGACGACAGCCUCACCGGGACGACCAUUCCCUGGCAGCGCCACCUCACUGUGCUCUACGUCGUCAGCACCUUCAUCAUGAUCCGUAGCAUCUUCCGCGUCGUCGAGUACCUCCAGGGCAACCAAGGCUACCUCAUUUCACACGAGCUCUUCCUCUACAUCUUCGAUGCCGUGCUCAUGGCCAUCGUCAUGGCCAUCUUCCUCGUCUUCUACGUCGACGACCUUGACACGGGCAAGAGGGGGGCCUUCGGUGACAAGCGCACCUCUGGUGCCGAGCUGCUCUCGAGUCGCGACAGCAUGGGCCACGAGAUGGCCUCAAGGGCAAAGACAGGGCGAGAAAAACAAGAACGGGAAUCGGGGGCGAUGAUAGAGAGAGCCUGAUCGCCUAACAGACAUGUACACAAACCAAGCGGGGCUUCUCCCCCGAAUCAGAUGAACAGGCAUUUAGAUCUGGGAGCAUUUCGUGACCGACUCCACGUCACGAGCUGAAGCUUCCUUCGGCUUCUUCAUUAUUUCCUCUGUCGCAUUAGAUAUUUUCAUGGGUGUCCCUCGACAUGGCAGUUUUGCUUGGGAGCAGAGGAGAUUUAGAGAUCCGAACACGUACCCGCAACUCCCGAGGUUGCGAACUAUAGAAUCACAACGCAUCGCCCACCAACUAGAGAGACUUGCUAUUCACCGGCGAGCUAGCUGAUUCUGUGAUCAGCACGCCGAGAUGCCGACAGGUGUAGGAAGGAUGGAGGAUGACGGGGUACGAAUCAAUAGACUACUGGAGGCUUUGGGGUCGGAGAGCCUCACUGGUGGGAAGGCAAAGGCUGAUAAAGUAGGAGAUGACUAGUAGAGGUA